Penicillium brasilianum is the source of this 810-nucleotide messenger RNA. The record is from the annotation of a GenBank genome assembly. Lineage: Eukaryota; Fungi; Ascomycota; Eurotiomycetes; Eurotiales; Aspergillaceae.
UGCGAUUCCAAUCAGCGAAAUUUCAAGACGGCCGAGAGAGGGCUGGCGUUCUCUUUUCUUCCUGGUUUCCUUGCACGCUUUUGCGCUCAUUCAAACAGAGACUGCCGACCGAGACGUUCAACCCGGAAAGUUGUCGAGAUGCCGCUCGUCUUCUGCCCCAACUGCAGCAAUGUGCUGACCAUCUCUCGUGCGGAUUCAACCACCCAGUACCCGAUGGGCGUGAACCGCUUCGAAUGUCGCACUUGCCCUUACGAAGACAUUAUCGGAGACCGAUCCUACUACGAGAAAACCGAGAUGAAACAGAAGGAGGUGGAAGACGUCUUUGGCGGCGCGAACGAGUUUGCCAACGCCGACAGCGUUGCUACUCAAUGCCCGGCGGAGAACUGCAACGGGGACCGUGCAUACUUCUUCCAGCUGCAGAUUCGUAGCGCCGACGAGCCGAUGACUACGUUCUUGAAGUGUACGAGCUGCGGUGCUCGGUGGAGAGAAAACUGAGGGGCUGGAAGCAGCGAAUUGCUUGGACUUGGGGAAGUCUACGAGUAUUUGCACUUGGUUGCGCCCUCGUUUUCUUGGAGAUUGACUACUGUCUAUGAGUUUUAUGAUUGCGAUCUCCCUCUCCAUCUUGCUUGGACAAGGGAUUGGAUGUGGAAAUACCACGGGCGUCGGGGGUCUGUUUCAGAUAUCACCAGAAAAAUGGCGCAUUUUGCGACCGGGUUCAGCGACAAAAAGGGCGUUUGGGAGUGCAGCCAGCAAUUGAGAUACCCCGGCUCCUUUAGCCAGGCUCAUGCGAAUAUGAAUUUUUUUUUUCUA